AUGCACAUUUCCCUGCUACUUUACUGUCGUCUAACAAAGGCCAACUAUUUUCCACCCCUUACAUCGAUCUCGGGUAAGUCGUUGAACCUGGAACAUGUUGGAGUUUCUUUUUCUCAUUUCUUCCUUAACUGUAGUGCAUCAUGUCAUUUUAGAACGACCCCUUGGUCUUUUGCAGCCUUGAGGUAUCCAUGUGGCAUCUGUUCGCUUUUCUUUCUUUCUUUCUUUCUUUCUUCACAUGUUUCUUUCUUCACACCCGUCCUUCCUUUCUUUCUUUCUUUCUUCACACCCGUCCUUCCUUUCUUUCUUUCUUUCUUCACACCCAUCCUUCCUUCCUUUCUUUCUUUCUUCACACCCAUCCUUCCUUUCUUUCUUUCUUCACAUCCUUUCUUUGUACUUUCUUUGCAUCCAGCUUUCUUUCUUUCUUUCUUUCUUUCUUUCUUUCUUUCUUUCUUUCUUUCUUUCUUUCUUUCUUUCUUUCUUUGCAUCCUUUUUCUUUGUCUUUCUUUCUUUGCAUCCAGCUUUCUUUCUUUCUUUCUUUCUUCACAUCUUUCUUUCUUUCUUUCUUUGCAUCCAGCUUUCUUUCUUUCUUUCUUUCUUUCUUUCUUUCUUUCUUUCUUUCUUUCUUUCUUUGCACAUCCUUUUUUUCUUUCUUUCUUUGCAUCCAGCUUUCUUUCUUUCUUUCUUUUUCUUUCUUUCUUUUUUCUUUUCUUUCUUUCUUUCUUUGCAUCUAGCUUUCUUUCUUUCUUUCUUUCUUUCUUUCUUUCUUUCUUUCUUUCUUUCUUUGCAUCCAGCUUUCUUUCUUUCUUUCUUUCUUUCUUCACACCUUUUUUUCUACUUUCUUUGCAUCCAACUUUCUUUCUUUCUUUCUUUCUUUCUUUCUUUCUUUCUUUCUUUCUUUCUUUCUUUCACUGCGAAGGACAUGGAACAAUAAAUCUAUCUAUCUAUCUAUCUAUCUAUCUAUCUAUCUAUCUCAGUCUGUUCAUAUCUAUCUAUCUAUCUAUCUAUCUAUCUAUCUAUCUAUCUGUCGCAUAUCUCUUUAGGGCGAAGGUUCAAAGUAGAGAGAAAGUUCAGUCGUCUCAGAGUUUUGGAUCUAUCUAUCUAUCUAUCUAUCUAUCUAUCUAUCUAUCUAUCUAUCUAUCUAUCUAUCUAUCUCAGCCUGUUCAUAAUCUAUCUAUCUAUCUUCUUCUAUCUAUCUAUCUAUCUAUCUAUCUAUCCAUCUAUCUCAAUAAUCUUCUUUCAUAUCUAUCUAUCUAUCUAUCUAUCAUCUAUCUAAUCAUCUAUCUAUCUAUCUAUCUAUCUAUCUCAGCAAUUAACAUUGAUUAUCUAUCUAUCUAUCUAUCUAUUUUAUCUAUCUAUCUAUCUAUCUAUCUAUCUCAUAUCCCUAUCUAUCUAAAUCUAUCUAUCUAUCUCGAAUUUCUGUCUCAUUCAGUUAACAUCUAUCUAUCUAUCUAUCUAUCUAUCUAUCUAUUAUCUAGUCUGUUCAAUCUAUCUAAGAAAUCUAUCUAUCUAUCUCGAACAUCUAUCUAUCUAUCUAUCUAUCUAUCCUAUCAUCUAUCUCAGUCUGUUCAUAAUCAUCUAUCUAUCUAUCUAUCUAUCUAUCUAUCUAUCUAUCUAUCUAUCUCGUCUGUUCAGGAAGACCUUUCAGUACUUAUCUAUCUAUCUAUCUAUCUAUCUAGAUUGACUAUCUCAGUCUGUUCAAUCUAUCUAUCUAUCUAUCUAUCUAAAUCUAUCUAUCUAUCUAUCUGUUCUCAUGAUCUGUCCUCAUUCAGUCUAUCUAUCUAUCUAUCUAUCUAUCUAUCGGAUCUUCUUGUCUAUCUAUCUCCCAAAGGCCUAAACCGGGUGGAUCUUCUAUCUAAAAAUCUAUUGUCUCGUACAAAUCUGUCUCAUUUUAAAUCUAUCUAUCUAUCUAUCUAUCUAUCUAUCUAUCUAUCUAUCUCGGUCUGUUCAGGUUUUAAUCAGCAAUCUGAUCUAUCUAUCUAUCAGAUCUAUCUAUCUAUCUAUCUAUCUAUCUAUCUAUCUAUCUAUCUCAGUCUUUUCAUACUGUCACUCUUUCUCUUUCUCUCUUUUAGUAGGUUCAUACUAUCUAUCUAUAUAUCUAAGCUAAUUACAUUCGUUUCUUUCUUAUCUAUCUAUCUCAAUCUUUUCAUGUUAUCAUUCUUUCUCGGUUCAUACUAUCUAUCUAUCUAUCUAUCUAUCUAUCUAUCUAUCUAUCUAUCUAUCUUAUUACAUUCGUCUCUUUCUUAUCUGUAUAUCUCAUUAUCUAUCUGGAAAACAGUUAAAGAAGCGUCAAGCUGGCAAUUAACAUACUGUAUUGAUUGCUAUGUCUACAAUCUAUCUAUCUAUCUAUCUAUCUAUCUAUCUAUCUAUCUAUCUAUCUAUCUAUCUAUCUAUCUAUCUAGUAUGACAUGGUUAUAA
Molecule: messenger RNA, 2415 nt
Organism: Acanthosepion pharaonis
Lineage: Eukaryota; Metazoa; Mollusca; Cephalopoda; Sepiida; Sepiidae
Source: the annotation of a GenBank genome assembly